GUUGCCGGGGUAACGGCGUGCGCGUGGGGCCAAGAAAGGUAAGGGUCCUGGGCGAAGAACGCGCGACCCCCUCCGAGUUUGGUGUUUUGCCGCGAGAGGAAAUCUCGCUCUUCCGAAAGCCCUCCAGGGCGAGAGCGGAAAGGGCCCAGGUACUGUGCUGGGGUCGCACAGCCGGCCGAGACAGUGCCGGGACGGGGAGCCAGGCUUCCCAGCGCGCCCGCUCACUGUCUCCUCCGCGUCUUCCUCGUGCGCCUGCAGCCCUUGGUUCUGGGAAACGCCGACGCCUUGCUCAGGGCUGGUGGGGCUGGGGCGCAGGGUGCAGCUGACGGUGCCCGAGAGGAGCCUCAGCCUCUGGUGGAAUUCGGUCGGGUGUGGGGGUAGUCGGGGAAAGAAGCAAAGGGAAUACCUCCUCUGAAAAAUGGCAGAAGCAGUUUUCCAUGCCCCGAAGAGGAAAAGAAGAGUGUAUGAGACUUACGAGUCUCCAUUGCCAAUCCCUUUUGGUCAGGACCAUGGUCCUCAGAAAGAAUUCAAGAUAUUCCGUGCCGAAAUGAUUAACAACAAUGUGAUUGUGAGGAAUGCAGAGGACAUUGAGCAGCUCUAUGGGAAAGGUUAUUUUGGAAAAGGUAUUCUUUCAAGAAGCCGUCCAAACUUCACAAUUUCAGAUCCCAAACUGGUUGCUAAAUGGAAAGAUGUGAAGACAAACAUGCCUAUCAUCACAUCAAAGAGGUAUCAGCAUAGUGUUGAGUGGGCAGCAGAGCUGAUGCGUAGACAGGGGCAGGAUGAGAGUACAGUGUGCAGAAUCCUCAAGGAUUACACGAAACCGCUUGAGCAUCCUCCUGUGAAAAGGAACGAAGAGGCUCAAGUGUAUGACGAGCUUAACUCUGGAAUGGUUUCUAACAUGGAAGACACAACAGGGGGAGAGAGACCUUCUGUGGUAAACGGGGACUCUGGAAAGUCAGGUGGUAUGGGUGAUCCCAAUGAGCCAUUAGGCUGCCUGCAAGAGGGCUCUGGGUGCAACCCAACAACAGACAGCUUUGAGAAAAGUGUGAGAAAGGACGCUGCACCUCUGCCCCAAGUCUGUUGCUGCAAACAAGAUGCUCUUAUCCUCCAGUGUGGCCCUCACCAUGAGGACGGCAGCCAGCACGUCGGCCUCCUGCAUGCUGGGGACAGAGGGCCUGACCAUGAGUACGUGCUCGUCGAGGAAGCGGAGUGUGCCAUGAGCGAGAGGGAGGAUGCCCCAAAUGAGGAAUUGGUGCAAAGAAACAGAUUAAUAUGCAGAAGAAAUCCAUAUAGGAUCUUUGAGUAUUUGCAACUCAGCCUAGAAGAGGCCUUCUUCUUGGUCUAUGCUCUGGGAUGUUUAAGUAUUUACUAUGAGAAGGAGCCUUUAACGAUCGUGAAACUCUGGAAAGCUUUCACUGUAGUUCAGCCCACGUUCAGAACCACCUACAUGGCCUACCAUUACUUUCGAAGCAAGGGCUGGGUGCCCAAAGUGGGACUCAAGUACGGGACAGAUUUAUUACUGUAUCGGAAAGGCCCUCCAUUUUACCAUGCAAGUUAUUCUGUCAUUAUCGAGCUAGUUGAUGACCAUUUUGAAGGCUGUCUCCGCAGGCCUUUCAGUUGGAAGUCCCUGGCUGCCUUGAGCAGAGUUUCCGUUAAUGUCUCUAAGGAACUUAUGCUGUGCUAUUUGAUUAAACCCUCAACUAUGACUGAUAAGGAAAUGGAGUCACCAGAAUGUAUGAAAAGAAUUAAAGUUCAGGAGGUGAUUCUGAGUCGAUGGGUUUCUUCACGAGAGAGGAGUGACCAAGACGAUCUUUAACAGUUCAACCUCAAAUUUCUAAUUACAUCAACAACUAUUUAUUGAGGGCUAGGUAAAAAGUUCUUUUUGUUGUAAUCAUCCAUUAAUUUAUAAGUUUUAAAGGACAUGGUGCUCCCAGCAUCAGAAAACUAUCAGUGUUUUUAAAGAUAAAUUACACAGGGAAGGAGAAAGAUCCCUGUGCUAGGACUGCAGGUUCUGUCCUUGCGUUGGCCUCUAACUCUCCGAUCCCGAGCCUCGUGCCUCUGGCCUCAGUCUGAGCCCUCAUCCAGUCACUGCGGAGGUUGGACUAGAUGAGUCCUGAGAGGACACUUCCAACAACAGAGACAUUUAUUCUCUGAUUUUACCUGAAAAUGGUAGUAGUUUACAUUUAUACAGUACAGUUUAUGAAGCACUUUCAUACACAGGCAUCUCUUGUUACCUACAUCUAAGCUGUUCCCAAAAGAGUGUUACAGAACACAACAAUAUUGUACAAUAUUAGAUAAGCAUAUCUUCACUGAACUUGUUGUAAGAAUGAGUGGUGAAAUAAUGUUUGGAGACAUAAUGAAAGCAAUUAACAUUUAGCAAAAUAUAAUAAAGCCUUUUUGUAAUUGGUAAGAAAGUCA
Piliocolobus tephrosceles (Ugandan red Colobus) is the source of this 2418-nucleotide messenger RNA. It is a transcript of the gene TSEN2, whose product is annotated as tRNA splicing endonuclease subunit 2. The transcript has 12 exons. The record is from RefSeq and is a predicted model, not a curated record. Gene Ontology annotation, molecular function: tRNA-intron lyase activity; nucleic acid binding. Gene Ontology annotation, biological process: tRNA-type intron splice site recognition and cleavage; tRNA splicing, via endonucleolytic cleavage and ligation. Lineage: Eukaryota; Metazoa; Chordata; Mammalia; Primates; Cercopithecidae. Gene Ontology annotation, cellular component: cytoplasm; tRNA-intron endonuclease complex. Bases 419 to 1816 code for a protein of 465 amino acids.